AUCAGUCUCGACGUUGUUACGGAGAUCGAACUGUUGGCCCAGCAUACCUGCCAUUCCGUGUGCUCGCUUGAGUCUGCAGCUGCAGUUUUUGCAGUGAUGAUGAUGGACACGUGGCUCUCACUUCAGUGGCGUCGUGAUCCCUUCGAAGCCGCGCUUUCAGCUGGGGCCCUUCUCCUGACUGCCGUGGGUGUCGUCCUUUCACUUGUAAUGUGCUUUUCUGAAAUGGGGCUCGUGCCGAAGCAGGUCGAACGGCUCACUGAAGCUGUUUGGUGGGGGGGUGCUGCCAUCCUGGCUGCGAUGCUGGGCUAUAACCACUGGUGCCGGCCUCCACAGAAUCCCGAUGGCACUGACAACUCCAACUCAAUCCCGCAAGCCGUAGCCGCCGCCGUCGCCAAGGCCAGGGCCCAUUCGACGAGGGCUGCUCCCAAUCUCGCAGACGAGGAAGAGUUGAAUUUGCCAUUGCGGAACAGCUAA
This is a messenger RNA of Symbiodinium necroappetens, 474 nucleotides long. The record is from the annotation of a GenBank genome assembly. Lineage: Eukaryota; Dinophyceae; Suessiales; Symbiodiniaceae.